UGCUCCAAGGAAGUGUGGUCAUUUGCAAUGUAGCGUACACAUAACUCUGUACUUUGGAGAUACAACGAUCGCGCUUUUAUUCUUGGAGGAAUAAACUGAGCUCGCUGUACAAACACACCGGUCAGUGUUGCGUUUGAGCGCGAUGCCGCCGGCUUUGUGUUUUUGACAUGCUCCCUUGUUAUGCUAGUUGUAGCUAAGUGUCAAGCUAACUGGGACCACAACCUUGUCCUGUCCACUGUCACCACGACCAUGGGAGUGUUUCACGUUGUUUACUGGUGGUGACGCUUCCCAAUAACCUCGUCGUCGUUUUAACUUUGUCCUCGCUAACGGUUGUUGUUUAAUGUGUUGACAACCCACGACACGCGGAUCAUGUGAGGCUGUCUCUGUGUGUCCUAUGUUGCUGAGUGACUGUGGACUGUUGACGGGACACGAGCACUUUGUAAAAGUGCCAUUAGCCAGACUGAGAAUGGACUUAGCAGACCUGGGUCCAUAAGUAGACGAAGAGCUACAGCUGUCGUUUGAGUCGACAUUGAGCACCUGAGGGCAGUUUCUCAUCAUCAUAGUGUCCUGUCCUCAUCCUGAGCUGUCAGGAUGUUGGAGGGCCUCGUUGCCUGGGUGCUAAACACGUACCUGGGCAAAUAUGUCAGCAACCUGAACACAGAUCAGCUCUCCAUCGCCCUUCUGAAAGGUGCAGUGGAGCUGGAGAACCUCCCUCUGAGGAAAGAUGCCCUCAGGGAAUUUGAUCUUCCAUUUGAAGUCAAAGCAGGCUUCAUUGGCAAGAUUACUCUCCAGAUCCCCUUCUACCGUCCUCACAGUGACCCAUGGGUCAUCUCCAUGUCCCAGCUCAGCCUCAUCAUUGGUCCCGCCCAGCUGCAGGAGUACGAUGCAGAGAAGGAGAGAGAGGAGGAGAGUGCACGCAAAAAAUAUCUCCUCAAGGCUCUCGAAGAUAAAUUCAAAAGUGAGUGUGAACAAAGAGGCGAGUCUUACUGGUACUCUGCCACUGCCUCGGUGGUCACCAGGAUUGUGGAAAACAUCGAGCUGAAGAUCCAAGAUGUGCAUCUUAGAUUUGAAGACGACUUCUCCAACCCAGAGAAACCCUUUUCCUUUGGGGUUUGCAUCAAGAAUGUUUCCGCUCAGAACCCCUCCAAGGAGUCGACCCAGAAGCUCCUCCGACAGAAGCAGCUGGAGAUCGAAGACUUCUGUGUAUACUGGGACACAGAGAGUGCAAUGCUGGGAAAACUGCCUGCAAACCAGAUCCAGGAUGCGAUGACCCAGUGUAUGCAGAGUCGGGAGCAUCAAUACAUCUUUGAGCCCGUUCGCUCUUCGGUGCUGCUUAGAAGAAACACCACGAAGGAGCCGCUGAGGUCCCGACACACUCCUCGAGUCGAAGGCCAGAUUCAGCUGGAGCCCAUGUCGCUGCGCCUGUCGCAGGUGCAGUACCAGCAGAUCAUGGCCUUCCUUAAAGAGCUAGACCGCAGAGAGAGAGAGCUGCGUUACCGGCAGUGGAGACCCAAAGUCCCCAUUUCAGGGAACUGUCGACAGUGGUGGACGUUUGCCAUCCAGGCAAACUUGAGUGAGAUCAAGGAGCAGCGGAGGCGGGGCAGCUGGGACUUCGUGCUGCAGCGGGCACGAGACGCUCAGACCUACACCAGCCUCUACUUCAGACGACUCAAAGCAGUCCCACUGAGUCUUCAGGAGGAGAGUGAGCUGGAGCGAGUGGAGGAGGAGCAGACGAUCGAGGAGCUGCAAAGUCUCAGAGAAAUUGUCCAUGACUGGUUUCGAAAGCAAGAAGAUAUUGCAGAGAGUGUGCGAGAGCCAAGCAGUGACCCCCAGCCCUGUUCACCCAGCACAUCUAUCCCUAAGAGUGGGAGCUCGGGGAUGAUUCAGUACCUGCAGUCCUGGUUCCCAGGCUGGGGAGGCUGGUAUGGAGAUUCCCAGGACCCAGACAGACCUGAAGAGCUCCUACCAAGUCCGUCUUCCUGGGACAUUUUAGCAGAGACUGAAGACUUGUUCGAUCCACUGGAGGACUCUCACACACUGAACACAUUCACCAGGCGUGACCACCUGUUUGCACGGCUAGAGUUCUUAUUGGAGAAGGGCAGUGUCACGCUGUUCCACCAGGACAGGAGGAAGGACAUGCUACACGAAUCUGGAGUCAUCCAGUUGGAAUUCUCAGGUGUGAAGGUGAUGGUAGAGUCUCUCCCUCGCUCCGAGUCAUCCCUGCUCUCUGUUAAACUGGGUGGUUUGUUUCUGAGAGAUUUGACGACGCAGGACACAAUCUUCCCUGUUCUUGUGUCUCCCAAACCGGACAAAGUUGUUGUUAACAUGAAUCAGCCGUCUGGGCAGUCUAGCAAUACCUCUGAGUGCUUGUCGUCGCCAGUGUUUGAGAUGAUUUAUGAACAAAACCCUGCAAGGUGCAAGUUUGAGAGAAGACUGGAAGUAAGCACAAGUCCUUUGAACAUCAUCUACAACCCACAAGCCAUCAAGAAAGUGACUGAGUUUUUCUAUAAAGGAAAAGUACACACCUCGGGUUUUGGCUAUCAGUCAGAGCUUGAGCUCAGAGUGGCAGAGGCUGCACGGAGGCAGUACAACAAGCUGAAGAUGCAGACAAAAGUGGAGAUCCGACAGACCAUUGACCAGCUACUUGUGGGAGAGUUUAUUGAAAACAGCAAGCGUUGGACGGUGAAAAUGGACAUCUGUGCACCCCAGGUGAUUUUCCCUGAUGACUUCUUGUCAGGGGAUCCAAUGUUAGUCGUCGUGGAUUUAGGCAGGAUUCUCCUCACAAACUCUCUAGAUGAUCACAAGGCCAGCUCUAAAGCUACUCAGCUUGAACAGGAAGACAUGAGUGAUGAUGAGUACCAGACGCCUCUUGCCACACCACCCGAGUCUCCUCCACCUGAACUUGAUAUACCUCUGACGGCACUUAAAAGUCCUGAACUCCCCAGCCUCAGAUCUCCUGAAAGUGUGCAGGCUUACAGCAGAAAGCUUUAUGAAAAAUUCAGUUUGUCAUUUAAGGACCUCCAGAUAAUGGUUGGCCGCUACAAGGACAGCUGGAAACACCUUCAAGAGAGUGAGGUAGGCCCCACUCAUGUGGUUGAGAAGUUCAAUGUCCUGCUGCAGCUUGAGCAGAGACUGCGAUAUACAUCAGACCCCCAGCUCCCUGGGGCUGUGCUGUCAGGAACGCUACCAGACCUCAAAGUUCAUAUCAACCUUGAGAAGAUGACUGCCCUCAGGAGUUGUUUGGCCAGGCUAAGCAGCCCAGCUGUGAGUGAAGAGAUCAAAGGUCAAGAGGGGGGCCCAAAUUUAAGGUCUCCUGAGUCUCUCUCUACCCUCCGUCAUGACAAGAUCUUUCAGCGGGAGGACAGUUCCUGGAAGCUGCAGGGUUCAGCAAAGAACCUGACCCAGAGUGUGACGACGUUAGAGCAGCACACACGGGAGGUCCUGGUAGAAUCCCGUCUCCUGUUAGCUGAAUUCAACAUUAACUACAUGCAGCUUGGCGUAGAGAGUGAUGGCCGUUACAUAUCUGUUCUGAAGGUAUUUGGCACGAAUGCCCAUUUUGUUAAGCGGCCUUAUGAUGCUGAAGUCUCCCUGACCGUCCAUGGGCUUCUGCUUGUGGACACGUUGCAAACUUAUGGUUCAGACUUUGACCUCCUUGUAGCGUCUCAUAAGCAUCUCAGUUUUGACAUACCCACGGGCAGCCUCCGAGAAAGCCAGCCUUCAACCCCUGUAUCAUCCCCUGAUGGCAGGUCCCCUGAACAUCAGGGCCACCAUGCUGAGUCAUCUACCAUGCCCUCAGACGGAACCUCCCCUUUCAGUUCCCUUUUCAAGGACCAGGAGGCCCUAAUUAAACUGGAGUACCAGUUUGUGAGCUCAGACUGUCCCUCAAUGAAUCUGGACAGCUCCCUCCAGGUGACAAGCAUUCAGGUCAAUAAUCUGGACAUAAUUCUCAACCCAGAGACUAUGGUGGAGCUGCUCAAGUUUCUCCAGAAGUCUUUUCCCAAAGAGGAAAGCUCCUGGACAUCAUCAACCCUGCAAAAUUCAAUGCAGUCCUACAAUGCAGAAGAGGAGGUGACCUUCCAGGCCACAUAUGACCAGAACAAAGAGUUGACUGUAGAGAUCCACCGUCUUAAUCUGCUCCUUCUUCGGACUGUUUCCACUGGCAGUGUCCUUGCUGAGAAGAAAGGGCUUAAGAUUGCCACUGCAAGCAUCGCUGGCACCAAGGUCAAUGUGUCUAUGGGCAGUCGGUUGGACAUUAAUGGUUCACUUGGGUCCCUGCAGUUGGUGGACUUGUCUCAGGAAGGUGGCCGAAGCCAGUUUGUGGUCAGCAUUGGCAAUGUUGAGGACAGUUCCUCGAGUCUUGGUGGACUAACGUUUCCUGGUGAUACAGGAGAUUCUCCUUCAGGAGCUUUAUAUUUUCACUUCAUGGAGAAAACACAAGGCGAGUGUUCCUUACAGCUUCAAAUGGCAUCCCUGCACUAUAACCACAGUGCAAAAUUCUUGAAGGAGCUCAGCCUUUCUGCUAAUGAAGUCGAAGACAAUUUCCGCUCAAUGUUGAAAAGUGCUGCCACCAAAGUGUCAACAGUUCUAGCAACUAAGACAGCUGAGUACAGUGGUAUGGUUUCACUUUUUGAGACUCCCUCACGGAGAAGUCGAACUCUGAGCCAAAGCUGGGCUUAUCCAUUUGAGGAUGAGGAAGAGUUUCCCAAGGAGGAACCUGAAUCCACCUUGGACAACUUCCUGGUGAAGCUCAACCUCAAUAUCAGCAUUGACUCACCAGUUGUGUCCAUUCCUCGUAAGCCUGGACACCCUGAGCUGUUAGUUGGUCAUCUGGGACGCAUAACAAUCCAGAAUUUUAUUACUGGCCAAGACUCUGAUGGUGAGAAGUUACAGGUUUUUGUCAAUGAUAUUCGCCUGUAUUCACUCAAUAUGAGUCAUUUGGUUUUGAAACGGCCAAACAGAGGGGAUAAUGCUGGCAACAUGUCACCAUCCCACAAUAGAAGCAUCAGUCAGGAUGAACCGCAGUUUACACGUCAUGACUUCUUUGAAUCUCUCAGCCGGGGAAAAGCCUUCCAUAUAUUGAAAGACACCUCUAUACAGUUCACCAUGGAGAAAGUUCCUGUUGAUGAGGACACCUACUUUACCUUCCCCACCACAGAGGAACCAUGCAGGAGCACAGGAUUGCUAAUAAUUGAGGGCAAAUUUGUCAAUCCUGUCCAGGUGUUCCUGUGCAAGUCUGUGUAUGAACAAGUUCUUCAGACCCUGGACAAUUUGUCUCUGAUUGAGGAGCAACGUGUCACACCCAGCCAACCACCCACACCCCCGCCCCCAACUCCUUCCUCCACCAGACCUCACCGUUUUCCUGACCCACAGGGAGGGCUGUUUGCAAGGGACCCUCCCCAUGUCAGUUUCUCUCACCCGUCACUUUCCUCUCCUUUGCCUCUACAGUCAUGCAAACCUGGUCUUCACUUGCCCACGUUCACUCAGCUAAAAGUAACCAUACAUGUCUCAGAAUUGCAGGUUCAGCUCAGUGCUGAUCUGUCCCAGGGUACGCAGGACUUAGUCAGCCUGCGCUUCCAAGAUCUGGAAGGAGACUUUACCAAAGAUCACCCUCACUUACUGUCUGUCCAGUUGGCUCUGCGCUCGCUGCUAAUGGAAGACCUCCUGGAACAGAACCCGGAGUCAAAGUACAAACAUUUGAUGGUGUCUCGUGGUGCACCAAAGGCCUCAACCUUCAGUCCAAAGGAAUACCUUUCCCAAAGUUGUCCAUCAUCGUCUAAUGCCCUUUUCCCAGACAUGCCUCGUUCACUGCCUGCCCACAUGGAAGAGGCCCAGAAUGUCUUUCAGCUUUACCAGAGGCAUCCCUGCACACCGUCGGCCACCAGUCACAAAUCCAAAAUGGACCCAGACUGUCCAAGCACUCCACCCCCGUCCCCUACCCGCCACACCCCCCACUCUCAGCCACCCCCUAAUUUUGAUGACUCAUUAGUUCAUAUCAAUGUGCUGCUGGUGGACCAGAACCAUCCCGAGUUCAAAACACGCUAUGGCAGUGUGGGACGCAGUGUGGAUGUUGACUUCAACUGCCUGGAUGUUUUGAUCACACUGCAGACCUGGGUGGUGAUCCUGGACUUCUUUGGUAUUGGCUCCACAGCCAAUAACCAUGCAGUGAAGGUCUACCCCAUGUUUCCUCAUCCUCUGUAUGAGCCUGACAUCAGUGAAGAUGAGACAACAGAGGUCAUCAAUACUAAAGUGGACCUAAAGGUUCAUUCUUUGUCUCUUGUAUUGAACAAGAAACUCAAUGAGCUUGCCAGAGCGAGUGUGUCCAAGUUAUCUGCUCAUCUGGACUUGUUGGAUGGUGACCUGGCAUUACAAGGAAGUUUAGGAAGUUUGUCUCUGAGUGACUUGACCCCACAUGGUGAUCUCUAUCAAGAACGCUUCACCACGCAAGGAGGAGAGGCCCUCAACUUCAACAUUCACAAGUAUGGCCAACCCGAUCCCUACCUGGAGCGAGAAUGUGAUAUCAAGGUGUCUUUGCAGAUGGCCUCAGUGCAGUAUGUCCACACCCAGCGCUUCCAGGCUGAAGUGGUGGCUUUCAUUCAACAUUUCACACAGCUACAGGAUGUCCUGGGCAGGCAGAGAGCUGCAAUGGAGGGCCAGGCUGUCCGUGAUCAUCCUCAGCGGGCAUCCAGGGUUUUGCUGGAUAUUGAGGCCGGCGCCCCAGUUCUUGUCAUCCCAGAGAGCUCGCGGUCAACAAGGGUCAUCGUAGCCAACCUUGGCCAGCUGAGGGUGCAGAACUGCUUCCUGCCUGCAGGAGCUCAUGGAACCUUUUCUCUCAAAGACAAGGUAGAGAAACUCACCAUGGCACAUGCCUUUUUCCCUUCACUGGAGCGUGUGCGGAGUGCAGCAGCUAACAGUAGUCAACAGGAGAAAAGUAGAAGCUUCUCCUCCUCUACAGGUUUCUCACUUGGCAAACCCCAGGCCCCAGCCAAUAGGAGGGUCCCUGAAGAGAAUGGCCAAGAGAACAUAGAGGACCACGUGUGCCUUUUGGACUGCAUUUCACUCGACUUACAGGAGAUGGAUGUCUUCGCGGCCGAGCGUCUGCCCUCUCAGCCUCAAGACUGUGCCAGUAAACCUCCUGACAUCUCUGACCUCAUCUUCCCUUCGUACUCUGUCCGUCGCACCGGGGAGAACCUGCUGAAGGAACGCUGCCGCCUCAAGCUGAAAUUGGAACGGAACCUGGACAAGGAGAUGUGCCACGCAGUACCGGACAUGUCCAUACACGGCAGCCUGUCGUCAGUCCACUGCUGUCUGGACCUGGAGCACUACCAGCUGAUCAGAGGGCUGCUGGAGAACAACUUGGGCGAACCAGUGGAAGAAUUCCUCCGACCAUACAAUCUGCUGGACCCCAGCAUCUAUACUGUGCUGAGUGGUGAUGUCUACACUACCCUGUCCUUCCUUGUGGACAUGAUGGACGUCAGCCUGGAGCUCUUUGACAGGCCCAAACCAACGGAACACAAAUGCUCAUUGGCGAGGUUUGACUUCAUGAAAUCCAAGUUACUCUUUGAGAGUUUCUCCAAUGGAUCCAAGUCUGUCAACUUGGUGUCUCACUCCCUGCUGGCAUAUGAUACUCGCUACACCGGACUGAAUAAAAGAACGGCUCGAGCCGAUGGGGCAAAGCACAACGUCUAUGACUGCAUCCUCCAGCCUUCAAAAACAGGCACUAACCGGGCGACACUGCAGCUGGAACUCCAUUACAGGUCCACACGCGACGCUUCCUGCUUCACGGUGGUCCUCAACAACCUGAGGGUCUUUCUCAUCUUCGACUGGCUCCAGCUGGUGCGAGACUUCCUGCGGAUGCCAGCCGAGAAAGUGACGGUCGACGCCGAAGGUCGUCAGCGUUGGCCCAGUAACACCAGCACUGACUUAGGCACCUCUGCCAUCUGCACCACUGGGGCCGUCAUGCCAAAGACUGUCAAGAGUGGCGUCGUCACAAAGAGGUCCACAGUGCAGGUCACCCAGGAACACUGUCUGGAGGUCAAGAUCAACGUCACAGGCACAGAGUUCGUGGUUGUGGAAGACUCAUCCUGUCCAGACACACAUGCCAUCAUUCUGAAAGGCACCACUGUCCUCACCUACAAGCCUCGUCUGUUGGACAGACCCUUCUCUGGCAGCCUCGCAGGAAUAGAGGUGUUCUCUUGUCGGCUUGGCAGUGAACAGGAGACGGCACUGUCCAUCAUUGACCCUGUCAACAUUCAGGUGGAGUUGUGUGGGAGUCCCACAUACCAGAGUAGCUCAGGUCUACUGGAUGCUUUCAAUGUGGAGGACAUCCCGCCACUGCUGGAGAUUCAGUUUCCUGCUCUCGACAUCCGCCUGUCCUACAACGACAUUCAGCUCUUCUUGGCCAUCGCCAAAUCCAUCCCUACUGCCAGCACAACACUACCACCCAAUUCUGACGAGACGUCAAAGACGGCCCUCAGCAGUGACUCUGCUGCCACGGCCAAAGACAGCUUCAAGCAAAAGACUGAGGCUCUCAUAGAGGGCCAACUCACACGCUUACAAGACCUGGGCUUCAGGAAAGAGGACUGCAAAAGAGCUUUGAUCCUCUGUAAAGGCCAGCUGGAUCAGGCAGCCACUUGGCUCCUGGAGAACGCUGAGAGCAUGGCGGGUCGUCCCAGAGCCAGGUCGGACUCUGGCUCCAGCAGCCACUCUGCUCCUCUGUCUGGGGUGGAGGUGAAGGCUGAGAGUGUCUGUAUCUGUUUCAUCGAUGACUGUCUGGACUGUGACAUACCAUUGGCUGAGUUCACCUUUUCUAGGCUUUAUGUGCUGCAGCGCAUCGGCUCCACACAGGAGGGCAAAGCCAGCUUCAUUCUAUCUGGAGACUACUACAACAGGGAGUUGUCCGGCUGGGAGCCCUUCAUCGAGCCUUGGCCCUGCUCCCUGGCGUGGCAGCAGCAGGCCGCCGGUCGCCUCCACCCUCCACGACUCAAGAUGGCGAUUCGAGCCAAGCAGAGACUGGAUAUCAAUAUCACCUCUGUUCUGUUGGAACAAUACAACACCACCAAGAGCUCCUGGAUCGCUGACUACUGUCGUGAAGAGGAACAGAGCCCUCAGUCUUCACCCAUGAUGCCCUGGAUGGGAUCCUCAGUCGACCCACCCAGCCUCGGACAGAGUGCUCCUCUUGCUCACCUUAGAACUAGGAGCACAGCCAGCUUGACCUGCCUCGAGCAGCACGGUCACUCCAGAGAUGUGAAGCUGUCCAAGCGGAGGCAGCCGUUCGUCCCGUAUGCUCUGCGCAACCACACAGGAUGUACCAUGUGGUUUGCUACUCUGACUACAACCCCCACAAGAGUGGCGUUGUCACACAGCAGUAGUGCAGACUCCAUCUCAGAGGUCCACGGUCCAGGAACUGAUGACACUCACAAUGUGAGUCAGUGGAGGGAGGUGCAGCCUGGAGAGGAGAUUCCCUUUGAGUUUGAAGCCAGAGAGAAACUUCGCCACCGACACACCCACGAGCUGAAGCUUCACCAGCUGCUGGUUCGAGUGUGUGGAUGGGAACAAGUCAAGCCAGUAUCUGUGGACAAAGUGGGCGUUUUUUUCCGCUAUGCAGCUCCAGAUAGAAACAACUCUUCCAACACUGUUGGCAGUCCUCUUAGCAGAACCAACAUCAUCCACCCACAUGUUUAUUUUUCAGCUCUGCCUCCAGUCAGAGUCGUGUUCUCCAUCACAAUGGAGGGCAGUGCCCGGAAGGUCAUCACUGUACGCUCUGCCCUCAUGGUGAAGAAUCGCCUGGAUGUUCCAAUGGAGGUCCGACUGGACAGUCCCUCUGCUCCCGACAAACCAGUGGUGUUGCCGCCCAUCCUGCCUGCUCAGGCCUUGGCAGUCCCCCUCCACCUGACAUCCUGGCGGCUGCAGGCACGGCCCAAAGGUCUGGGCCUCUUCUUCUGCAAGGUUCCCAUCCACUGGACCAGUGUGGAGCGGCACGGAGAAAUCAGCAGCAGUAAGAGGGAGUGUCAAUCGGCAGACUUCAGUGACAACCUCAAGCAUAACUUCAGGUUUUGUGUGGUCAUCAAAAAGGAGAACUACCCUGAGCAGCAGCCUGCCAAGACGGUCUCUGGCAGUACAAAGCAGAUCUAUCGACAACCAGGACACACCAUCUACCUGCUGCCCACCAUGAUGCUGGCCAACCUGCUGCCGUGUGACCUCAACUUCUACAUUAAGGGGACACCCAUUAAAGGAUCGCUGAAGCCAGGAAAAGAGGCUGUACUUCAUGCAGCUGACACCUCACAGAACAUGGAGCUAGGAGUCCUGCUGGAGAACUUCCCUGUGUGCAAAGAGCUGCUGAUUCCUCCCGGGACUCAGAACUAUGUUGUUCGCAUGCGGCUGUAUGACACCAACAGACGCCUGAUGUGCCUCACCAUUCGCAUCAUUCUGCGAGCACAGGGGGCGCUGAAGAUCCUUAUCUCUGCCCCCUAUUGGCUCAUCAACAAGACUGGUCUGCCAUUAAUAUUCCGGCAGGACAACGGCAAAGCUGACGCUGCAGGUCAGUUUGAGGAGCAUGAAUUGGCCCGAAGCCUCAGCCCAUUACUCUUCUGCUACACAGACAAGGAGCAGCCUGCUAUGUGUACCAUGAGGAUCGGGAAAGGAAUCCAUACAGAAGGAGUUCCCGGCUGGUGUCAGGGCUUCUCCCUGGAUGGAGGGAGUGGAGUCAGGGCAGUGAAGGUCAUACAGCAUGGUAACAGGCCUGGACUCAUCUACAACAUAGGAAUCAGUGUGCGUAAAGGGAAAGGACGCUACAGGGACACUCACAUAGUGACCUUUGCCCCACGCUACCUGCUGGACAACCGCUCUACGCACAAACUGGCCUUUGCUCAGAAAGAGUUUGCGAAAGGAAAGGGUACGGUCAACCCCGAGGGUUACAUAUCCACCCUGCCAGGAUCCAGCGUUGUCUUCCAUUGGCCGCGCAAUGACUACGACCAGCUUUUGUGUGUGCGCCGCAUGGAUACCCCCAACUGUACAUGGUCCGGAGGCUUUGAGGUCAACAAACCAAAGUCCUUCCAUGUCAACAUGAGGGACACACUUGGGAAGUGUUUCUUCCUGCGGGCAGAGAUCACCCUGAAGGGAGCCACCUAUCAGGUCUCCUUUACUGACACUGACCAGCUGCCUCCACCCUUUCGCAUCGACAAUGUCUCUGAGGUGCCGAUCCAGUUCUGGCAGCACGGUGUGGCUGAUAUGCGACUGCGCACUGAAGUGAAGGCCGGCUCAGAGCUGGACUACGCCUGUGAUGAGCCCACACUGCCUCCCUACCUCACUCUGACUGUGAAGGGAGCCGGAUCCUCAGAUGUCACAGCCGACAUGAACUACUUCAGAGAAUACAACAAACUCUACUAUGAGAACUUCAUCUACAUCGCCGCCACACACACUUUCACACAGAAUACUGAGAAAAGACCUGUUGGGAAUAAGCGCCCGGUGAGCCGUGCUGAACUCGUACUUGAUGUGGACACAAAUACACUGAGGGUCAUCCUGAAAAAGAAGGAGCCAGGGAAGCGCUCCCAGUUGUGGAGGAUGACUGGGUCUGGUAUGCUGUGCCACGAAGGCUCAUCUCCACCGCAGAGCAAACCCGCCCAGCCUCGACCACUGGACUCCUCUUUGGUGCUCGACAUCGCCGGACUCGCAGCUGUCAGUGACAACAGUUUUGAGCCUUUAAUGCUGAGGAGGCCUGACUCCCGCCGCAGCACCACCCAGACUUGGUACUUCUGCUCCAGCAUGUUGACCUGUGGCCUCCCACGGCUGGUCGUACAGGUAAAGGGUGGUGUUGCAGGCCUAUAUGAUGGAGCACAGGUGGUGCUGGGACCAGAUUCUGGGCUCAUGGAUCCUGGUCCCGAGCAGCAGUUCAUCAACCAGAAGAUGAGACCUGGUUCUGGGGUGCUGUCAGUUCAGGUGCUGCCAGACGGACCCACCCGUGUCCUGCAGAUCAGUGACUGCACCCAGAGGAGAGUGAUCCGCAGCUCGUCCAGCACAGAACAGGACCGGAGCAAAGAGGAUGUGGAGAAAAAAGAGCCUGAGCAGGAACUGGAGGUGUUGGUGAACUUGGAAGAAGGUCUGGGUGUAUCUCUGGUCAGCAAGGUUCCCGAGGAGCUGGUUUUCACCACACUGUCUGGUAUCGACGUCCACUUCACACGCACUGCUGCCAAUGAGGUGCUGGAGCUCAGCAUUCAAAACAUCCAGGUGGACAACCAGCUGCUUGGUACCACCCAGCCCGUCAUGUUGUGUGUCACUCCCAGCUCUGGCGAAAACAGUGUCAAUGACAUUGGCCCAGCACUGCAGAUUAACUCUGUCAAGGUUCCCAGCAACCUCAUGCUCACUGAUCUCUUCAAGCACCUGAUGGUGACCGCCCGGCGCUUCACCGUAAUCAUUGAGGAAAAACUGCUGCUCAAACUGCUCAGCUUCUUUGGAUGUGGACAGACACAAGCGGAGCUGGAGAAGUUAGACGACAUCCAUGAGAAGCCCAGUGAAGAUGCAGGAACUCCCAAACGUUACUACUUUGAGAACCUGAAGAUCAGUCUGCCUCAGGUCAAACUGAGCGUCUUCACCUCUCACAAACUGCCUCCCGAUCUCAAGGCUCUGAAAGGCACCCUGGGUUUCCCACUGGUUCGCUUUGAAGACGCCAUCAUCAACAUGUACCCGUUCACCAGAGUGCAUCCCUACGAGACCCAGGAGAUCAUCAUCAACGACAUCCUCAAGCACUUCAGAGAGGAGCUGAUGAGCCAGGCAGCUCAGAUCCUGGGUUCUGUGGACUUCUUGGGAAAUCCCAUGGGUCUCCUCAAUGAUGUGACCGAAGGCGUCUCCGAGCUCAUCAAGUACGGCAACGUGGGCGGUCUCAUACGCAAUGUGACGCAUGGCGUGUCCAACUCAGCUGCCAAGUUUGCAGGGACUUUAUCAGACGGGCUGGGGAAGACCAUGGACAACCGGCACCAGAGUGAGCGAGAGUACAUCCGAUACCACGGAGCCACCAGUGGAGAGCACCUUGUAGCAGGAAUCCAUGGACUAGCUCAUGGUAUCAUCGGUGGAAUGACGAGCAUCAUCACGUCUACAGUGGAGGGGGUGAAGACGGAGGGCGGAGUCAGUGGCUUCUUCUCAGGCUUAGGUAAAGGUCUGGUUGGAACUGUCACCAAACCAGUGGCCGGAGCGCUGGACUUUGCAUCAGAGACGGCUCAGACGGUGCGAGACAUGGCGAGUCUCAGUAACCACAGGCUGAGCGUGCAGCGUGUCAGGAAGCCCCGCUGCUGUAAAGGACCUCAGGGUCUGCUGCCUCGAUACUCUGCCAUACAAGCUGAGGGUCAGGAGCAGCUCUUCCGCCUCACUGACAACAUCCACUCAGAGUUCUUCAUCGCCGUGGAGCUCAUCGACAGCUACUGUGUCCUCAUCUCCUCCAAAGUGGUCUACUUCCUGAAGCCAGGGGACUAUGUGGACAGAGAGGCCAUCUUCUUGGAGGUCAAAUACGACGACCUGUACCACUGUCUCGUCUCUAAGGAUCAUGGGAAGGUGUAUGUGCAGCUCACCAAGAAGGCUGAGAGCACGGGCAGUGGUGUGGCCAUUCCUGGCCCUUCCCACCAGAAACCCAUGGUCCACGUGAAGAGCGAGAGUCUCGCGAUCAAAAUAUCUCAAGAAGUCAACUAUGCCAAGAGUCUGUACUACGAGCAGCAGCUCAUGCUGCCUGCCACCGACAACGAGGACUAUCUGCUGCUCGAGUCCUGAUUGUCCGAUUACUGACUUUUUCUGAAAAUGUCGGGGAGGUAACAAUUUUUAUUUAUUUUGUAGAGAAAAUAAAUGUUUUUAAAAGUGUUUGACAUUAUGCAAUUAAGAGACUAGAUGCUCGUUCUAGUCACGUGUACAUGCAGAAGCACUCAUGCAAAGGCAGUGGUAGUUUGACUGUGUAUGUAUAGCAAACAGCUCUAAGGUGUUUCUCUGCUGACACACGUCCUUACAUGCGCCAUGUGUUUGUGAAUAGACAGAAAUGUAAAUAGAGUCACACGGCAACACUAUAAAGCAGUGUACAUAGUGUAUUAAUUAAGAAGUAUAUUAUGGAAUAAUGGCGGAAGCUAAAAUGUGAAAUGUAACAAAACUGCCUUUACUACUCUAUUUUGUGUAUGAGAGUAAAUGUGGGUUGGGUGGGUUGGUGGGUGGUUGGGGGCGGGGUCGCGAAUUGCACUGACACAAGCAGGGGUUGGGACCUGCAGCUCACUGCCUCACAUGAUCUGGAGCUGUCCAUCACUGUCUCUCUGCCUUUUUACAGCCACACACCUCGCGCUCUGAGAGUCUCUACUUUUAUUUAGCAAGCCCUUUUUUAAAAAUAAAAAAAAUAAUAAUAAUAAUGUUUGUAGCCAGACUUCACUCUUAACGCUUUUGGUUUGGGUUUUUGGUGUCGGAUGAGAUUUUUCAGUUUGAAAUGUGUGCUUCAAAGAGGAGGAGGAGGAGGAGGAGCCUCAGUCUGUGAUUCUGUAAAAUAACACACAUGGACACUUGCUUUAAAAUAAACCAACACCACUGCAGCAACA
Molecule: messenger RNA, 14552 nt
Organism: Solea solea (common sole)
Lineage: Eukaryota; Metazoa; Chordata; Actinopteri; Pleuronectiformes; Soleidae
Gene: vps13d
Product: vacuolar protein sorting 13 homolog D
Exons: 70
Coding region: 592-13752 (4386 amino acids)
Biological process (GO): protein retention in Golgi apparatus; protein targeting to vacuole; mitochondrion organization
Cellular component (GO): extrinsic component of membrane
Molecular function (GO): protein binding
Source: RefSeq, a predicted model, not a curated record